AAUUACAUCAUUAAUGAAGAAAAUCGAAAUGAAAGCAGCAAUUUUGUUAAGGCAAAAAGAAGAAGAAAUUGCUAAAGCUGCUAAGAAAACAAUGGAGCUCGAAAUUUUCCUGAGAAAAUUAGAAACAGAAAAUCAACUAUGGCAGAAAAUCGCUCAAGAAAACGAAGCAAUGGCCAUGUCUCUCAACAACACAUUAGAUCAAAUGAGAGAAAAAGCUUCUAAUUCCAUGGAAGAUGCAGAAUCCUGCUGCGACAUGAACUCCGCCGCCGCCGUGGAGGAAGAAAUCCGACCAGGGUGCUCUGUUUUGGAACAGGGGAGAAUGAAGAACAGGAUGAUUUGCAGAGAGUGUAAUCAUCGGAAUUCGACAGUGAUUCUGUUGCCUUGUCGGCAUCUGUGUUGUUGUAAGGAUUGUGAAACGGUCGUGGAUUCUUGUCCGGUUUGCAGAACGGGGAAGAAAGCGAGCAUAGAGGCGAUGAUUUUCUGAGAAAAACCCAGAAAUUUUCUUUCCCGGGAAAAGGCGAGAAAAUCAGAUAGGAAAAUGUCAAUAGAAGAAGGCACUGUUCUUCAACGUUUCUUCUUUUUUUUUUUUUUUUUUUUUCUGUUUCAUCUGAUUUUGGAUUGGAAAAUUGUACUUUGAAAUUCUACCAAAAUGAAGUGGACAGAUUAUUACAAGACAGAGU
Cucurbita pepo subsp. pepo (vegetable marrow) is the source of this 680-nucleotide messenger RNA. Lineage: Eukaryota; Viridiplantae; Streptophyta; Magnoliopsida; Cucurbitales; Cucurbitaceae. The record is from RefSeq and is a predicted model, not a curated record.